CACAACACUUACCUAACCCAAACUUUUGUUGGCUUUUGGCCUUUGCCACCCGCCACCAAAGUCUCAGUUUAUAAAUAAUAACGCCCCUCCCAACACCAACAACCAUCUCCACCUAGCUUUCAUCGCCCCUCGGCGGACAUUCCUAAACCCACCACCACACCACCAUCACCAUAAAGAACCAAACUUCACACCACCCACCUAAAAAAAAACUCACAAAAAUGGCAGCUUUAGCCGCCACUUCGCAGCGAGCCCUUUUCAACCCUACUUCAGUCUCCAUUCCAUCAAGGAAUUCUCGGUCUUUAGUUGUCCGUAACUCUGUGACUGUUGCACCCUCUUCAGCUACCAAGAUUGCUAAGGAGUUCAAAGUGAAGUCUGUGAAGGCUAGACAGAUCAUUGACAGUAGAGGGAAUCCAACGGUUGAGGUUGAUCUUGUUACUGAUGAGCUUUACCGAUCUGCUGUCCCCAGUGGCGCCUCUACUGGGAUCUAUGAAGCUUUGGAGCUUAGAGAUGGUGAUAAGAGUGUUUAUGGUGGUAAAGGUGUGCUUCAGGCUGUUAGGAAUAUUAAUGAUGUUUUGGGUCCUAAGUUGAUUGGUGUUGAUGUCAGAAACCAAGAUGAUGUGGAUGCUGUCAUGCUGAGCAUUGAUGGAACUCCAAACAAGUCUAAAUUUGGAGCAAAUGCAAUUCUUGGGGUCUCGUUGAGUGUAUGUCGAGCUGGUGCUGGCGCCAAAGGAGUGCCUCUGUACAAGCACAUUCAGGAAUUGUCAGGAACAAAGGAGCUUGUUAUGCCAGUUCCGGCUUUUAACGUGAUUAAUGGAGGCAGUCAUGCUGGUAACAAUUUGGCCAUGCAAGAAUUUAUGAUACUACCAGUGGGUGCAACCUCAUUUGCGGAGGCUCUUCGUAUGGGUAGUGAAGUUUAUCAUACACUUAAGGAAAUUAUCAAGAAGAAGUAUGGACAAGAUGCUUGCAAUGUUGGCGACGAAGGAGGCUUUGCUCCUAAUGUUCAGGAUAAUAGGGAGGGACUAGUUUUGCUCAUGGAUGCAAUUGAAAAAGCCGGCUACACAGGGAAGAUUAAAAUCGGAAUGGAUGUUGCUGCUUCAGAAUUUCUCACGAAGGAUGGCAAAUACGAUCUCAACUUUAAGAAACAGCCUAAUGAUGGGGCUCACGUUCUCUCAGCUCAAAGCCUUGGAGAUCUCUAUAAGGAAUUUGUUAGGGAUUUCCCUAUCGUGUCCAUUGAAGAUCCUUUUGACCAGGACGAUUGGAGCUCCUGGUCUUCACUACAGUCUUCAGUUGAUAUCCAAAUCGUAGGGGAUGACCUGUUGGUCACAAAUCCAAAGAAAAUUGCUGAAGCAAUUAACAAAAAGGCUUGCAAUGGUUUACUUCUCAAGGUUAACCAGAUAGGAACAGUCACCGAGUCCAUUAGAGCAGCACUUGACUCAAAAGCUGCUGGUUGGGGUGUGAUGGUCAGCCAUCGAAGUGGUGAAACUGAGGACAACUUUAUUGCUGACCUUUCUGUUGGCCUAGCGAGCGGACAGAUCAAGACUGGAGCUCCUUGCAGAAGUGAACGGCUGGCCAAGUAUAAUCAGCUUCUGCGUAUUGAAGAGGAGCUAGGAAAUGUGCGUUAUGCAGGUCAAUCCUUCAGAUCCCCUUAGGAGAAAAAGGAACAAAAUUUUACUCUGCGGGUUAGGGUAGUGAAUAAAUAAUCAUCAUGAAACACAAUUACACUGGAGUUUGAAUAUGUAGAGAAAGUUUUGGCGGAACCGGUCAACAAACCAGGUUUUGAUUAAAAAGCGCAAUUGUCUAAUUGAUUAGGCAAUAGAAACCAGGUUUAUUGAUCAUGGAAGAUGCAAGUUUAACUUUGAAUAAGGAAGUUUUACCUGAGUGUACCUGUUAAAUUAUUAGAGAAUAUGGUGGGAGUAAGUCUGUUUUUAGAAAUGUACUAGUUUUUUUAGUUUUUUUAAUGAGAAUCUGUAUCUUCAUCGCCCUUUUAAAGCUUUUUGCAGAUUUUGGAAGUUCUGGUUGAGUAAAAAACAUGAAAAGGUUCAAAUGCUAA
This is a messenger RNA of Mercurialis annua (annual mercury), 2050 nucleotides long. RefSeq names its product enolase 1, chloroplastic. The transcript has 7 exons. The record is from RefSeq and is a predicted model, not a curated record. The coding region runs from base 219 to 1649 and encodes 476 amino acids. NCBI's taxonomy places the organism in Eukaryota, Viridiplantae, Streptophyta, Magnoliopsida, Malpighiales, Euphorbiaceae. Gene Ontology annotation, cellular component: phosphopyruvate hydratase complex. Gene Ontology annotation, biological process: glycolytic process. Gene Ontology annotation, molecular function: phosphopyruvate hydratase activity; magnesium ion binding.